Colletes gigas is the source of this 6054-nucleotide messenger RNA. RefSeq names its product frequenin-1. The transcript is spliced from 8 exons. The record is from RefSeq and is a predicted model, not a curated record. The coding region runs from base 543 to 1106 and encodes 187 amino acids. NCBI's taxonomy places the organism in Eukaryota, Metazoa, Arthropoda, Insecta, Hymenoptera, Colletidae. Gene Ontology annotation, molecular function: calcium ion binding; calcium sensitive guanylate cyclase activator activity.
CGACGCUAUGACGUCACUGGUUCGCGUUUUCUAGCGAUCGUUUCUUGACGACGCCGCCUAUCGAGGAUGGACUGAUGCCCGAGAUCUUCGAACGAAGCGACACAGAAGAGACUCCCAAAGCGAGACCGGAGUUUCGAUCACGAAGAAGCUUCGAUCGUGGAACACAUAGAAGAAGUAACCGGACGAAAGGUUGCAUCUCGACGUAACCUUGAAGAAAAGUCGAGGGGAAUCGUUUCCCGCGGGAUCGCGAUACUCGGACUCGCGAACCGAAUUUGUUCGUUCGUUAUCGAGUCCGUCUGUUUCGGUCGCGCGUCACUCCGGGGCCAAUCCGAUCGUCGUGAAAGUUUAAAAGGCUCGACGACGCGUUUAAAACGGGCGGAAUCGAUCGCGGUUGGUAAUUCGGUAGUCGAAAUCCGCGGAAAGACGAUGCGGUCCGAACGGUGAGGCUCGCCGCUCGAAACCCGAAGAAAAGAAUCGACCAGGGACGAGCGACAGAGUGUCGCAGUCGAUCGUACCGAAGAAAGAGGAUCCUCCCGAGAAACAUGGGCAAGAAGAAUAGCAAACUAAAGCAGGAUACCAUCGACCGACUCAUGAACCAGACGUAUUUUACCGAGAAGGAGAUUCGACAAUGGCACAAAGGAUUCCUGAAAGACUGCCCCGAUGGCCAGCUGACGGAACAGGGUUUCAUAAAGAUCUACAAGCAGUUCUUUCCUGAUGGCGAUCCCUCGAAGUUCGCCUCGCUUGUCUUUAGGGUCUUUGACGAGAACAGCGAUGGCACGAUAGAAUUCGAGGAGUUCAUAAGGGCGCUCUCGGUGACGUCGCGCGGCAACCUGGACGAGAAACUCCAUUGGGCAUUUCGGCUCUACGACGUGGACAACGACGGUUUCAUCACGAGGGCAGAGAUGUACAAUAUCGUCGAAGCGAUAUACGAGAUGGUGGGUCAGACGCCGCAGGCGGAAGACGAAAACACGCCGCAGAAAAGGGUGGACAUGAUCUUCGAUCACAUGGACAAAAACCACGACGACAAGCUGACCCUCGAGGAGUUUCGGGAGGGUAGCAAGGCCGACCCAAGGAUCGUGCAGGCGUUAUCACUGGGCGGCGAGUAAUGCUGAAUCUCCGUCGGGGCUCGACGACUCUCUCCGAUCGUUGAAAGUCGUACGAUUCGAUCGUCGCCACGAAUCGUCGAAACGGAUAGCGAGAUAUCGAUCGUCGAAACGAUCAGGAUAAGAGAAACGAGCGAUCUAUGAGGCGCAGCUCGCCCGUGAACCGAUCGUGCAGCCGGCGUACACGCAUACGUAGGUACACGCUCCUCAAACCGACACCGCGCGACUAUUUUCGACGUAUUCUCUUUCUCCUUCCCAUUGCAGAAACGAUUUUCUUCCCGUUCGUCGCGACGGUACCCCUAGAUACCGUAGAAGUCUCGCGUAGUGGAUGUCGAGUAGUCGUUAGUUUUGUUAGCUCUUCGUACUCGACCGAAACCGUCGACUAUUUUUCUACGAACGACGAACGAAAUUCCCAAAUUGCGUUCUCUCGAGGGAUCAAAGUUUCCAGGAACUCCCGAAGGAAUCCGCCGCUAAAAAUGGAACUGCAUCGAUCCCGUUUUUAUUAAAUUUCGAUGCGCGAAACGGGAUGUUCGGAAGGUUCUCUUCGAUCCGUGCGUUUGCUCGAAGCACAGAAACCUGGAUUGAUGUUAAAGUAACAAUAGGAGUGUAUUAUAUAUUAUCUGCUUAUCGAUUCCCCGCGGCGGUUGUGCGUGAAAACCUUAACGGAGAACUUAUCGUCGAUCUCUCUGUGUAUCGUGUUUGGUGAAAAGUUUCGCGCUCGCGUGCGUACUUCGUAGCCAUUCUGGUAAUUUCCAAGGCGGCGAAUAAUUGUUUCGACCGGGUUGUUUCGUGCGCGCGAGUUAACGCUUUUAUCGCGACACGGAAGUUACGCUCGAUUUGCAUUUUUAUGGGUUCAGGACCUCGUCGAUCGUCGAUCGUGCGAGAACUUCCACGACGUUGGUGAAACUUCGCAGGGGUUUGUAGUACGGUUAAAAACGGGGGAUUAGCGUCUUUCGAGGCGGCGAUACGAGUUUCAGGGGCGAAACUACCCACUGAAGUUUCACCAAUCCCCUGAUUCUGCGUUUAAAACUAUCGGAGAUACAGAGAAGGCUUUAAGUCGAAACUAUUGGCAAAAGCGUUCUAUAGUCUUUAAAUUUCAUUUUGUGACGAUUAAAUAUAUCAAUUUUGUGCAUUGUACAACGGAAUUCGGUGUCAAUGGCUUUCUUAUUGCUAUUUACCGAAAGAUUUCCACGGAGUUCGAGUUGCUAGGAGGUUGGCGCGAUAUCGCGAUCGAAAUGGAGCUCGCGCUGAAAGGGUUGGAGACAGAAGAACGGAGCUGAAAGAGGGCAGGAAGUGAUUAAAGCGAGCGUUUCGCCCUUUCGCGGGUGGUGGCCGGUCGAAUACGCGAAUCUGUGGAAAACAAAAUCCACGGAAGAAGCUGGCGAACGUGGGCGGAGCUGCCCGGGUAUCCUUUUCCACGGCAAAAGUAUUGAAAUAUGCGACGGAGGGUAAAAGGGGGAACGAAAGAGGGCUAAAUUUCACGACCUUUCACCCGCCACGCUCUAAUGCCACGGCUUUUCUCGCCGUUGCACCGUGAAAGACAAUUUCUUUCUCCUUUCGCGUCCCCUUUUCUUCUUUAAAUUCUCAUAUUUGCCACGCCUUUCUCGCUAGCGGGAGGAAAUUUCGUUUCCAUUUGCGCGAUGAAAGUUUCGCGAGAUUCGAAUUACGUAUGCGACGGGAAAAGGAAAAAAAAGGAGAGGAUCGCCAGGAAUCUCGUAACUUUCUCGUCGAAGGAGGAACGAAACGCGAGCGUGUAUUAUUCGUGGUAGCGUGUUGCGAGCCGGCGCGCAAGGAUACAUCUUUUAACGGGAAAACUACCACCGGGAUACCGUCUUCCACGGAGAUAUUACGUAUUUACCGAGGUCUCCGGGCUGGAUGUCCUUUUAAAAAUACACUCGAUAGAAUUAUGGUUUAAAGAAAUUCCGGUUACCAGACGAACCUUCAUUAAGAAUUCAAGGAUGGGUGCUGUUCUCGAUACAGCGAGAAACGAAACAGACUUUGUCCCGAUUUUAUUUUUCGCCCCGACGUAUUCUAUUUCCGUUUCGUCCGUUCUUCGCGCUUACGAAAUCGGUCGUUAGCGAGUCUCGAAUAUUAAGCGAGAGGAAAAUUUCAUUUCGCAGAAACGUCGAUCAAGAUUCGACCGUUCAAUUUAAACUAAGCCUUAAUGGAUUCACCCCCCGGUGCGCGAGAAACAGGAUUUCUUAUCUCGAAGCGCCAUAUUAUGAGUCGCGGUCACGAAACCGUUCCGACGUACUCAUUUUCUCGUUCUUUUAAUCCACUCGGGUCGUUCGCAGCAAAUUGUUGUUUGGAAAUAUUGAUAAACGACGUUUCAAUAAUCGACGCUCGGUAAAAGUUGCGAUAAUAGAAAUCCAGCAGAAGUUCGUCGAAAGUUUCGAUCCGGUAGAAUCAGUACGAAUUCAACAAGUAGAGGCGUAGAUGGUCUCUCGGGAAUGGAAGAAGGGAAAAAGUAAUUCCCGCGCGACGUCGGCGGUUUCGUUUAUCUCUGAAAUAUGCGGAGUUGCGGGUUUCUUCGCAAGAUGUGCCCAUCGUGAAAGGACGCAUACGUGGGGAGGACAUCGGCCAUAGCGGAAUAGAUGAAAACGAAACCGGAGUCGGUGGUUUUUUAAGACCCCGAAGGGGCGCGCAUUGAAGGACUCGUAGGUUCACGGACGUUUGGAAUUUUAGAGCUCAUCCCACCCUUAUUUUCUGUCACCCAAACCCCUUCCCUCCGAUAUCCUCCCUCAUUCAGCGACCGCUGUUCGCUCGAACGAUCGUAAAAUGGCAGGAAAUGCAGCGCGGUAACGGUAUUGUGGUCCGUCACGCAGGAAACUGAUCGGAAUUUCGAGGCUUCCGGUAUCUUUGUCACCGAUUCGAAUCUGCCGGAAAGCUCGCGACUACUUUCGAUCGCUUAUGGGUCGUCGCGGAAACGAGCAACGAUUUCUGUAAUCCUUCACUCUGCUACUCUGAGACCAGUUUUCUUCGAGCUUUAGGUGUUUGAAAUAUUUUUGUUCCCCCGAAAUCGAGUCGAUAGAAAAUCCCCAUGCAUUCUUGAUAAAAUAUACCGUUUCUUUGGAACGCGUACAAAUAUAUAUGCAGAAUUUGAAAAGGCUGCUGUCAAACGCGAGGGAUCCAUUCGAAGCGAAAUGGCUUUCUCGGUGGUACGAAGUAGAAGACUCUCUAACCUAGAUUCUUUUCCGGUAAGAGGAAGGAAAAUUCUACGACAAACUCGGCGUUCACGAAUAAAUAAACGGGAUCGACCGCCGGGCCGAGGAGCGAGCUACUUUUUUUUAGCGAUCGUUGCGUCUGCAAUUUGAAAACUAACCGUGGCGAAAACACUUUAAAGCAAUUAUUCAGUGUCAAAUUAAAGCGCGUGGCGGAAUGUCGUUCGAAUGGAACAAUUUAUCCAGGUUGUUAAUUGAAAAUUAAAGCAAAUAUUCGCGCGUCCGUCGCCGACACACGUUACAGUUCCGCGCGUUUCCGCGCCUCCUCCUCUCCUACAAAGUAGGUUAUUUGCGGACGUCGUUCCCGCGUUAAAUACAUUUUCAUUCGCAUCUCUCAAAUUUAAUACUCGAAAUACUUCCUUCACAGAGUCACCGUGUGUUUCGCGAUAUUCGUUUGCUAAAACUAUUACUAAAGUCUCUAACUUAGCCGUCGUAAUGUCAAAGCACCAAAAUACCGGAUAGUAUUGCAGUAAUUUUAGUAAACUCCGGUAAACAGAAAAUGGAGCACAGAACGGACAACUUCGUUCGAGAUCAAUAGCUCGCGCGCUUCGAGUAACUUCCAAAACGUCCGAUGCUUUCUAAAGAAGUAGAACAGAGGUGGGCAGACUUUUACUCGAGCAACAGACUAGUAGAUACUCCGUGCAGUGAUUCGUGGGCAACGUUCGUUCGAUUAAACGGUAAAGCUGUUAAACUUUUACUCCUUCAAACGUAAAACGCAACUCCAUUAUACAAUUCGGAUCGUAAUAUUAAUCGAAACUCUAUAUCUUUUAUUCGUCCAGGCGAUAAAAUAUUGGCCCAUCUCUGAAAUACGAUUGGAAAAUUCGAGCUUCGGGACGUGUUUUACAUCGAGUCGAGCGAUCGCGACCACGCUUCGAGUUUCAUUUCUGAAGAAUUUCGUUUGUUGUUCGCGUAGCACGACGAUGAAACGCACUUACCGUGGAAGGGUUAAUUAAACGACAUUACAGGUACCUCUGGUGUAGCCAGGCUUCAGGAGCAGCAAUUAAUCUUGCGUACUUCCGUCCCCCAGAAAUACUCGAAGGAAUUUCUGUCGCGUCGACCGGAACAGACACCUCGACGUUAUUGUCGCAUUUUUUUUCCGAAUUCCAACUUUGAAAUUAAUGCACCCGUUCCCUUUGUCAAUGUCAGACCCUUGUUUCACCUUUGAUACGGUUGUCUGUUCUCUCUCACUCUCUCUCGAACAAUCAAAUAUGCCUCGGGUUUUUUCGUCGACUUAAUUUCUAACUGGGCUAAGAGUCGUUACGUUUCCUCGACAAACAGGACACCGUCGCUAUAAAUCCUUUCGCGCGCUUCCUCCAUUCUCCUCUUUCUUUCGUCUAUAAAUUGCUGCACGGAAAUGUCUCCCCGUCAACGUUAAGGAGGCUAUUGUUGAAAUAAAUAUAAAUUCAUUUAAAAUUCAACGAACACUCUCGCGUUCUGUGGUCGACCGCGAGGUAACGUCGUAACGCCUAACGAAUUUAAAUAAUUUAAAAAUCAUUUGCUCGACGCUGACCCAAAGGUUUCAAGAGGCGCUCGAUUUUUUCGAUCCCGUUUAAAGAUGAAAGUUACGCCGCUUUCACGCGACCGCCUUCUCGCCGCUUUUUUUCUGCGGUUUUCUCCGUUAAUAAGCGAUUUUACGCGACGAUACCGCGUAGGUGCACGCGUGGGAAUUCCUCCCGAGGAAUCGUGUUUAUUUCUAGUUGAAAUUUGCAUAAACGCGACCAGCCCUGACC